This is a messenger RNA of Centropristis striata (black sea bass), 1275 nucleotides long. RefSeq names its product protocadherin gamma-A7-like. Lineage: Eukaryota; Metazoa; Chordata; Actinopteri; Perciformes; Serranidae. Gene Ontology annotation, cellular component: plasma membrane. The transcript is spliced from 2 exons. Gene Ontology annotation, molecular function: calcium ion binding. Gene Ontology annotation, biological process: homophilic cell-cell adhesion. The record is from RefSeq and is a predicted model, not a curated record. Bases 1 to 1275 code for a protein of 424 amino acids.
AUGGAUCAAGGUGGUCUGACUGAUUCAAAAAACAAUUCCCCUGGAGUGUCCAUAUUUUCCGUCAAAGCACGGGAUAUUGACUGGAAUCAAAAUGCGAGAAUAUCGUACUUUCUCGAAGAUGCACAGAUAAAUGGUAGUCCAACCUCUUCUUACGUCUCCAUAAACAGUGAAACUGGAGCAAUCCACGCACUGCGCUCGUUUGAUUAUGAACAAAUUAAACAACUUCAGCUGGUAGUUAAGGCGCAGGAUGGAGGCCUCUCUAUAUUCACAGUGAGUGCCAGAGACGCUGACUGGAACCAGAAUGCCCGUGUUUCUUACAUACUGGAGGACUCCUCUGUUAACGGAGUGCCAGUCUCCUCAUAUGUGUCCGUUAGUGCUGAUAGUGGAGUCAUCCAUGCAGUGCGCUCUUUUGACUACGAGCAGAUCAAAGACUUCCAGUUCCGCGUCAAAGCUCAGGAUGGAGGCUCCCCUCCACUCAGUAGCAACGUGACUGUGAAACUAAUGAUCCAGGACCAGAACGACAACCCUCCUCAGGUCCUGUACCCAGUCCAGACUGGAGGCUCUCUGGUGGCUGAAAUGGUGCCUCGUUCAGCAGAUGUGGGCUAUCUGGUGACUAAAGUGGUGGCUGUUGAUGUGGACUCUGGACAGAAUGCCUGGCUCUCCUAUAAACUGCAGAAAGCCACAGACAGGGCGCUGUUUGAAGUGGGCUUACAGAAUGGAGAAAUAAGAACUAUCCGCCAAGUGACUGAUAAAGAUGCUGUGAAACAAAGACUGAGUGUUAUAGUGGAGGACAACGGGCAGCCCUCUCGUUCAGCUACAGUCAUUGUUAACGUGGCGGUGGCGGACAGCUUCCCUGAAGUGCUGUCUGAGUUCACUGACUUUACACACGACAAGGAGUACAAUGACAACCUGACUUUUUACUUAGUGUUGGCUUUGGCUGUAGUUUCCUUCCUCUUCAUCACGUGUUUAGUGGUUAUUAUCUCAGUGAAAAUCUACAGAUGGAGACAGUCUCGCAUCCUGUAUCACUCCAGCCUGCCUGUGAUUCCAUAUUAUCCACCACGUUACUCAGACACUUUGGGGACAGGGACUCUCCAACACGUGUACAAUUACGAGGUAUGCAGGACGACUGACUCCAGAAAGAGUGACUGUAAGUUCGGCAGAGCCGGUAGUCAGAACGUGCUGAUAAUGGACCCCAGUUCUACAGGGACGAUGCAGCGGAUACAGAGUGAGAAGAGCAUCCUGGAUGAACCAGACUCUCCUCUGGAGGUUAGUUAA